GCCCCGCAGCCAGAGGGACGCGCUCCCUUCCGCUCGCACCCGCCUCCCGCCGCACGGCUCCGCUCGCCCUCCUCGCCCGCCCGCCGUUCGGCUCGCUCGGAAGCAGCGGCCAUGUCUCGGCAGUCUGUCUGCAGAAGCUUUGGAGGAGGGAGCCGAAGGGGCUACAGCUCUUGCUCGGCCAUCGCUGGUGGCUUUGGAGGAGGUGGCGGCCGGAGCAGGAGCAGCUACAGCUCGUUCUCUGUGUCCCGGGGAUUCGGAGGUGGUGGACGCUGUGGAGGGUUUACCAGCAAGAGUCUCCAUAACCUGGGUGGCAGUGCAAGGAUUUCCAUGGGUGGAUGUUAUGGCGGUGGAGGAUACGGAGGCAGGAUGGUUGGCUUUGGUGGAGGCUACGGAGGCGGAUUGGGCAGCUUUGGUGGAGGAAUGGGCGGAGGAGGAAUGGGCGGCUUUGGAGGAAUGGGUGGUGGUGGAGGCAUGGGUGGCUUUGGUGGAGGAAUGGGUGGUUACGGUGGAGGAAUGGGUGGUUACGGUGGAGGAAUGGGUGGUUAUGGUGGAGGAAUGGGCGGCUUCGGUGGCCCAGGCUUUGGUGGCCCUGGUAGAGGUGGCCCUGGAAUCCAACCGGUGCAGGUUGACCACACGCUCCUACAGCCGGUCCAUGUUGAGAUCGACCCCCAGAUCCAGCAAGUCAAAAACCAGGAGAAGGAGCAGAUCAAGACUCUUAACAACCAAUUUGCCUCCUUCAUCGACAAGGUCCGGUUCCUGGAGCAGCAGAACAAGGUCCUGGCCACCAAGUGGGAGCUGCUGCAGCAGCAAGGGCCCGCGGGGCCCAGGAAGAACCUGGACGCCAUCUUCGAGAACUACAUCCAGAACCUGCGGCGGCAGCUGGACGCCAUCCUGUCGCAGCGGGGCCAGCUGGAGUCGGAGCUGCAGAACAUGCAGCAGUACGUCGAGGACUACAAAACCAAGUAUGAGGAAGAGAUCAACAGGCGCACGACGGCUGAGAACGAGUUCGUGGUGCUCAAGAAGGACGUGGACUCUGCCUACAUGACUAAAGUAGAGCUGGAAGCCAGGGUGGGAGCUCUGACCGAUGAAAUCAACUUCUUGAAGUGCAUGUACGAGGAGGAGCUGGCUCAGAUGCAGACGAUCAGCCGGGACCUGUCGGUGGUGGUGUCCAUGGACAACAACCGCCACCUGGACCUGGACAGCAUCAUCGAGGACGUGAGGCGGCAGUACGAGCAGAUCGCGCAGAGCAGCCGGGCCGAGGCCGAGGCGUGGUACCAGAGCCAGUACGAACAGCUGCAGAGCACCGCUGGGAGGCAUGGGGACAACCUCCGCAACACCAAGAUCGAGAUCCAAGAGCUCACCAGGAACGUCCAGAGGCUGCGGGCGGAGAUCGAGAACGCGAAGAAGCAGAACCAGCAUCUGCAGUCGGCGAUUGCCGAGGCCGAGGAGCGGGGCGAGAUGGCCCUCAAGGAUGCCAGGAUAAAACUGGAGGAGCUGGAAGGUGCCCUGAGCAAAGACAAGGAGGAGCUGGCUCGCCUGCUGAAGGAGUACCAGGAGCUGCUGAACAUCAAGAUCGCGCUGGACGUGGAGAUCGCCAUGUACAGGAAGCUGCUGGAGGGAGAGGAGAACAGGCUGUGCAACGAUGGCAUGUCCAACGUCAAUGUCUCCGUGGUAGGCAGGACCACCAUCACUGGAGGCAGAGGAGGCAUGGGAGGAGGAUUCGGAGGCGGCAGCGGCAUGGGAGGAGGAUUCGGAGGCGGCAGCGGCAUGGGAGGAGGAUUUGGAGGCGGCAGCGGCAUGGGAGGAGGAAUGGGAGGAGGAGUGUGUGGAGGAGGAGGAAGCUUUGGAGUGGGAAGCAUGGGCAGCAGCGGUGGAAUGGGAGGAGGAAUGUUCAGCGGUGGCUUCUCUUCCGGAAGCGGGAGGAUGUGCGGCUCUGGAGGUGGCUUCAGCUCCGGGGGGGGAUCAUCCUCUGUACGGAGAUGUGUCACGACCACCUCUGUCAAAUCUUCGGGAGUGAGAUUCUGAGCCCCAGGCCCAGGUUGAAAGCAGAAAGAAGCGUCUCCCAUCUCCUUCCGGCAGCAGCCCAGCCUCCUUAAACCCAGCUCCGGUGUCCCGCAAUGCAAUGAACUGUGUCCCCCACGGCGCACCACGUACCGGCUCAUCUGCCUGGCCCGGUGCCACCAGGGGGGUCUGCUGGCAAUGCCACGUCCCAUUAGCAGCCCUGGCGAGCUGCUCGUUAGUCCCAGGCCCAGGGAUGAAAUCACCAUCUGAGCGAAGCACAGUCUCCCUCGUGGACGCCGUCACGGGGAGCUGGUUUGCAGGAGGGCACCGCUCUGCCUUUCUCGCUGCGUUGUACAUUUCUGGCUGCCCAAGGCAAAUGUGUAUAAAGCGCCUGUGUCCCCCUCUGUCCUCGUGUCCCCAGCACCCUCCCUCUUCUGUUAGAUGUUGCCAUUCUCAAUAAAUUGCAGAGAACAUUC
This is a messenger RNA of Columba livia (rock pigeon), 2477 nucleotides long. Its product is annotated as keratin, type II cytoskeletal 5. The coding region runs from base 112 to 2025 and encodes 637 amino acids. The transcript has 9 exons. Gene Ontology annotation, biological process: keratinization; intermediate filament organization. Gene Ontology annotation, cellular component: keratin filament. Gene Ontology annotation, molecular function: structural constituent of skin epidermis. NCBI's taxonomy places the organism in Eukaryota, Metazoa, Chordata, Aves, Columbiformes, Columbidae. The record is from RefSeq and is a predicted model, not a curated record.